UGUGCUACACUGUUUGGACUUAUGGCUUUAAAUAGCCGCCUAAGAAGUCAUAGUGAUAUACACCUCACACCUUCAUACCCUAUAACUCCAUAACCUUUGUAUUGAAAUCCGUCAUCACAAUAUGGCUUUGAUUCGUUUAUUUCUCUAUGUGAUAGGGUUGGUAAUGGUUCCUGAUCCCUCCCAUGUCCGGGACUCACCACAAGACUACCUCAAUGUACACAAUGUGGCUCGAGCACGAGUUGGAGUUGCAAACAUCAGGUGGGACAACACUGUUGCCGCCUACGCUCUGAAGUACACCAAGUCGAGGCUAGGGGAUUGCAAUCUCGUCCACUCAGGAGGGCCUUACGGAGAGAAUUUAGCCAAAGGCAGCGGCUCGUUUACAGCCGCGGCUGCAGCCAAUAUGUGGGUGGCGGAGAAGCCUUACUACAACUACACCUCCAAUGCUUGCACCGGCGGAAAGCAGUGCAGGCACUAUACUCAAGUGGUGUGGGCAAAGUCUGUUAGGGUGGGGUGUGCUAGGCUUCAAUGCAGGAAUUCGUGGUGGUUUGUUACAUGCAGCUAUUAUCCACCAGGCAACUACAUCGGGCAGCGCCCAUAUUAGGGACAACAUGCAACUAUAGUAUGUGCAUGUUAUGUAUAAUCUACAUCUCAUCUAUUUGAGAGAAAAGAUUAUACAUACAUGACAUUAGCUAUUGUCCGCUCCGUCUAGCCUCCCAUCUCCACUCUGGCCAUGCUUCUUCCUCUGUCUGCUUUCCUUCUUUUGGUUUCUUCUCCCAUCUCUUAACCCCUUCUCUCUUGCUGAUCCUUGAUCAUCGAUCAUCCAAACAUGUCCCUUUGUUCCGUCAAACCCGUCGAUCUGUCACUGUCGUUUACAACCACUAUCACGGUUGCUCUUCGGAGCGUUUACCUUACCGUUGCUUAUCUCCGGCUAAUUUGGAUCUGGGAAGGCUGCUGUCUAGGGGCUUGGUUGUUGUUUGUUUCUUUUACUUUUAGUACUCUCUGGUCUAGUUGGUCAGGACAUUUAGUGCCCUCUCGCAGUAAUCUUCUUCCUUGUUUAAUGAAAGUUGUGUCCAUUACCAAAAGUCCAAAAACAUAAGUAAAUAAAUAAACCUCACAUGCAUGCAUUGAUAAAUAAGAGCUACUAGAUGCCCUGGAGUCAAUCACCGAGAGAAGUUUGUGCUUUAGCUUUCAUCUGAUGUUUUCCUGCAACUAUAUAUUUCUAUAUGUACAUUAGUCAUUGCGAUCCA
Rosa chinensis is the source of this 1247-nucleotide messenger RNA. Its product is annotated as pathogenesis-related leaf protein 6. Bases 122 to 601 code for a protein of 159 amino acids. Lineage: Eukaryota; Viridiplantae; Streptophyta; Magnoliopsida; Rosales; Rosaceae. Gene Ontology annotation, cellular component: extracellular region. The transcript has a single exon. The record is from RefSeq and is a predicted model, not a curated record.